This is a messenger RNA of Ostrinia furnacalis (Asian corn borer), 1180 nucleotides long. Its product is annotated as peritrophin-1. Bases 143 to 772 code for a protein of 209 amino acids. The transcript has 6 exons. The record is from RefSeq and is a predicted model, not a curated record. Gene Ontology annotation, cellular component: extracellular region. Gene Ontology annotation, molecular function: chitin binding. NCBI's taxonomy places the organism in Eukaryota, Metazoa, Arthropoda, Insecta, Lepidoptera, Crambidae.
CUGAUAAUGGCCAGGCAGUAAUAAGCAGUCAUCUGUGGUACUCUUGCCUUUGUGUGCUUGUUACUUUCAGCGUGUAAUCUUGUGUUUUGUGUUAUCUACCCACCUGUUUUAUAUCUACGCAUCAUCAACUAUUCUAGAAAAAAUGUUAGCCAAAUCUUUGUGUGCCUUGCUGGCUGUCGGCUAUGCUGCCGCCGUGUCUUUUGAGGGAGUGGACCCCAACUCGCUGCAUUGCGACCCGGAGGGCCAAGUUUUCCUCCUCCUGCCGCAUUUCACAGACUGCAACAAAUUCUACAUGUGCGACCACGGCAAGGAGGUCGAAAGGUCCUGCCCCCCUACAUUGAUCUUCGAUUUCGUUAACCAGGUCUGCAACUGGGACUGGGCCGCCCCGUGCCUGCUCCGCGACCAGGAGAUCGAGGGCUCCGGCGACGACGGUGACAGCGGCAGCGGGAGUGGCAGCGGCAGCGGCGGCUGGGCCGUCGAGCCGGAGGAGGCUGAGGAUGAUGGUGAUGAUGUGCCGAAUGCUGCUGUAUUCGCUACCCAGUUCAACACCAUCCUAAACUGCAAUAGAGCCGAGACCUCCUCUAGGCAGAUGCCUUACAGAGGGGACUGCCAGCGCUACUGGCGGUGCAACGGCCGCAACCUAGAAGCCGUCUACUGCUCAGACGGUCUGUUCUUCAACGCCGAGUCGCGCCAGUGUGAUUUCGAAGCCAAUGUCAAGUGCGACGUGCAAAUAACAGACGAGUUGGCUGGAGAAUUCAUUGUUUACAAGUAAAUUGUUGGUUGGAGACGGUGUCUGGUUUUGGAGACUGUAGAAUACGUUGCCACUGUAUUUAGAAACUUACUUCUUUGUGUUAAGGCAUUACAUCAUUUAAUUUGAGCCUGUUAAAGGCUUGCUUACAGCGAAAGUCAGAAUGCCGUCAAUUUAAUUUGUAUAAAUACAUUUUCAUAGUAUUGGUAAUCAAUAACAUCAGUUUUAUGUAACUUGAGGACAUAGCGAAUCAAAAUCGAAUCAUUGUUUAAGUUGAGUUCUCAAAAUAUUUUUUAUUUAAAAAGCAUUGCUGGACAAUGCUUCAACUACGUCAAGAAACAGAUGACCGUCUCAAAUGUCCAUUGUUGAAUUACAAUCGACAAUUUAGGAGCAAUCUCUAACUACACACUUUAGAAUUUGUAUGGCUACCUU